CAGUUCUGUGGUGUUUUGGGUCACACAUUUAUGGAGUUUCUGAAGGGCAGUGGAGACUACUGCCAGGCUCAGCACGCUGCCUAUGCAGACGAGUGAACCGCCACACGCGCCAUCCAUCCGACACACUUGAGCCACAGGAGGAAUCUCGGAGCGUUGGCGGAGCCGGGACGCCUCCCAGAACCAGCGACAACUCGGCCUGGAUGGGGUAACUCCACUCGCUGCACACUGCCCUCGUCGGCUCCCACCUGGCCAGAAGCACGGUGGAAGCAGCCUUUUUUUCCUUUUUUUUUCUUUUUUUUACUUCCCUUUUUCUUUAGUUUUUCUCCCAGAAACGGAGGGCUUUGAGUUCCUGUCCCCUCUCGUCUGCCCUCCUUUCAGCUGCCAGUUCCCUCAACACACCCGUUGAUCAUUUCUUUUAAGCUUUUACUUUUUUUUUUCUCCAACCCCCUCCCAAAACGUUGCCAAGCUCAAAGAUCGGAGGAUUUUUUGUUUUCCGGGCUUCCCGAAGCUCACCGGACAUUUUGUGUUUGACAUUCCCUCCGAGUUUAACUGUUUACAGUAUAGUUUCGGCUCUGUGGAAUCCGCUCGCUCUCCGUCGAAAUACUUUUUUUAAAAAGUUUACGUUGUCACAAUGGCUCGAAUGAACCGACCGGCCCCCGUCGAGAUCACCUACAAGAACAUGAGGUUUCUCAUCACCCACAAUCCCACCAACGCCACCCUGAACAAGUUCAUCGAGGAGCUGAAGAAGUACGGCGUCACCACCGUGGUGAGAGUCUGCGAGGCCACCUACGAUUCCACCCUGGUGGUGAAGGAAGGAAUCCAAGUUCUGGAUUGGCCGUUUGACGACGGGGCCCCUCCCUCCAACCAGAUCGUGGACGAUUGGCUGAACCUGCUGAAGCUGAAGUUCAGGGAGGAGCCGGGCUGCUGCGUGGCGGUGCACUGCGUGGCGGGGCUGGGGAGAGCUCCGGUCCUGGUGGCGCUGGCCCUGAUCGAGUGCGGGAUGAAAUACGAAGAUGCUGUCCAGUUCAUUCGACAGAAGCGUCGAGGAGCGUUCAAUAGCAAGCAGCUGUUCUACCUGGAGAAAUAUCGUCCAAAGAUGCGCCUGCGCUUCAAAGACUCCAACGGCCAUCGCAAUACCUGCUGCAUCCAGUAGAGCCCAACCCUGAGCCGCGCCAGCCCCCCCCCCCACCCCCACCCUUCAGAGGGCUCAGCUCCAUCGUGCUAGCUAAUC
This is a messenger RNA of Menidia menidia (Atlantic silverside), 1231 nucleotides long. Lineage: Eukaryota; Metazoa; Chordata; Actinopteri; Atheriniformes; Atherinopsidae. The record is from the annotation of a GenBank genome assembly.